UGGACUUGCAUAAAUGUCUUUAUGAGGAAUAUGUCUCCGACUGUGUACAUAAGAAGGUGCUCAGACAUUACUUUGGACACAACAGCUCUGAGAUCUCCACAGAAGCUCUACAGAACGUCUACAGAUUCUUUCUGUUGGUGUGAAAAAACAUCUUGAAGAAUGAGAAACCUGAUGUCUGUGCUGUUCCUGGUGAUCGUCUGCUCUGUGCAGAUGACUUCAAGUGCUACUAUUGCACUUGAUUUAGUAAACUCAAAGUGUUGUGAAGAGCUCACUAAUGUGAAGAUUCCUGUGAAACUGGUGACUUCUUACUACUUGACCAGCAGCAGCUGUCCCAAACGUGCUAUUGUGUUUAAGACAAGUAAAGGAAGAGAGUUCUGUGUAGAUCCACAGACCACCUGGGUGAGCGGCCAUGUUGAUAAAGUGGACAAAAGAAAAACAAAUGCUGCAUAAACAACUGCAGCACAAACUCAGAGUCUCACAGUCUAAAGGAAGCUACUCCGUUUCUAUUUAAAAUGUGCAUUUCAUAUUGUACAUUUAAACCUUGUGCUGUUUCCAAUAUGUAUAUAAAAUAAUUUAUUUACAGAAUAAUUUAUGUGAUUGGGUCCAGCUGUUUUAAUA
Labeo rohita (rohu) is the source of this 618-nucleotide messenger RNA. RefSeq names its product monocyte chemotactic protein 1B-like. Gene Ontology annotation, cellular component: extracellular region. The transcript is spliced from 3 exons. Lineage: Eukaryota; Metazoa; Chordata; Actinopteri; Cypriniformes; Cyprinidae. The record is from RefSeq and is a predicted model, not a curated record. Gene Ontology annotation, biological process: chemokine-mediated signaling pathway; inflammatory response; G protein-coupled receptor signaling pathway. Gene Ontology annotation, molecular function: chemokine activity; CCR chemokine receptor binding. The coding region runs from base 160 to 450 and encodes 96 amino acids.